Scomber scombrus (Atlantic mackerel) is the source of this 2908-nucleotide messenger RNA. RefSeq lists its product as uncharacterized. The record is from RefSeq and is a predicted model, not a curated record. The transcript is spliced from 5 exons. NCBI's taxonomy places the organism in Eukaryota, Metazoa, Chordata, Actinopteri, Scombriformes, Scombridae. The coding region runs from base 9 to 980 and encodes 323 amino acids.
UACAUGACAUGAGCUUUGCUGAGGAGGACAUGGAGGGAAAUAGUUGUAAUGACCCCUUGAACAGUGUAAAUGACUCGGCAGAUGAAGGUUCUCCUUCCUUCCAUGAAAAAGAUGACGAUGGAGAGACGGACGAUAGCUCUGAUGAAGAGGAUCGUCCACCAAAUUGUAUAGGAUUGGGUGGAACAUUGAAGAAAGGACCAACACGAUAUCGAAUUAUUAGAAUAGGCGGGACUGCGCAUGACAACCCUGCACGUGAAAAGCUUCCCACUGAGCCGUCCCCCUGUAAUCCGGCACCCGUUUUCCCGGGAAAAAAACAUGUGCUUAGUGAAGAUGACAUCAUAGGUGCCCGAGCUUCAAUAGUAUACGAGAACUGCCUUAGACAACUGGCAACGUUUCUGAUCCUGCCUGUGGGUAAAUGUAAACGCCUUUUGACGACCGGUGUCAUGUGCAAUCAAGACGCCCCCUUUGAGAUCAACAUCACGUCCAAGGGCACAGCUACGAGUAUCGAGUGGAUCUGCCCCAACGGACACAGCUUGUGGAGUUGGAAUUCUCAGCCCGUCAUGAAGUUUGGGAUGCAGGCCGGAGAUUUUCUGUUGUCUACCAACAUUUUUUUGUCCGGCAACACUUACGCAAAGGUCGCCCUCUUGUUCAAAUAUAUGAACAUGGGGAUGGUGAGCAAAAACAGCUUCUACUCCAUUCAGGACAUGUACGGCAUCGACCCAGUUAAGGAAUUAUGUGAAAAGAGGAGGACCGAGGCCCUCGAUCCCCUUCAAGAGAAGGAUGUCGUGGUGCCAGAGAUCCCACAGCAGCCUGUGUGUAAGGAAGAGGAACAGGACGAAGUUCCUGUUGACCAGCAGCUCCAUAACCAGGUGAGCAACUCCGGUCUGCAUCAAGAGGAGCCAGAGUCUCCACAGAUUAAAGAGGAACAGGAGGAACUCUGUGUCAGUCUGGAGGGAGAACAUACUGUAGCAGGAGAUUGAAACUUUUUAUGUCGACUCCCGCUUGUGAGGAUAGCGACAACAGUGAAGAUCAGACUCUGGAUUUGAGUCCUGAUGAAAAUCAAGAGCCCAGGAGAGACAGAACAUUGCAGUUAAAAUCUCAGUGGUAUCCGAGCCAAACGGGGACGAACAGCUCCUCUCUCAAAACUCUCCUAUCGCUGAGAGCCGAGAUCAUAAAGGAAGCAAACGCGGACACUCGGGAUCAAGUCUUUAAUGUGACACUUGUGGGAAAAGUCCAGAUUCCACACACAGCUGAGAGUCCACACAUCCCCUGCAACACCUGCGGUAGAAGUGAAGUCACACAAGGACACACACACACAGAAGCUUUACUCAUGUAACACGCUGUGAGCUUAGCGAAUUAAAGGUGCAAUUAAAGGUGAGAGUCCUGCAACACCCGUGAGAAAAGUUUCAGAUGACCUUCUUGAAAAAACAGAGAAGUACACUCACAGGUGAGAAGAUACAGACACAGGCGAGCAGCCACACACAUGUAACACUAGCGGGGGAAAAGAUUCUGUAAGCAGGCAGCAAUAAAACUACAGAUGAGAGUCCACACAGGUGAGAAACUGUGUCGUUGCAAAACUCGUAGAAGGGAUUUCAAACUCGGACAUGACUUCCACAUAAGCGAGUAGCCUUCUGUUUGUGAAACACUGGAGAGAUUCAGUUUGUGAAUCACGGAUAAAACACAGAACGUGUAACGGCGGCACAUGUAGAAGAAAACGAUCCAUAAUUGAGCUGAAACUCUUGUACGAAAGUGUCCACAAAGUGAAUGAAAUACACUCUUCUAAUAGCAACACUUUGUAAAGUAUGAGGUCCCAAUUAACAGUAUGGAAGUUGUACACUGUCAAAAUGACUAUCAAGUUGUUGUUUUUUCCCUUCAUAUUACUGUGUUACUUAUUUUACUGUUAGUAACACUUUGACAGUUCUGGUUUAAUGUCGACGGUGCUAAUUCUUAUAGUUUCAAUAAACAAGGAGCUUUAUUUAGUUCAGAGUGAUCCACGUACUCCGAGCAGAUUUCCAGGAAAUCAAGGUUUACAUUUGAUGUUGACAUCUCUGUUUUAUUUCACUGUACAAUAAGUUGCAUUAAGUUUGAAUUUGUCUUGGAUAGGGCUGCACGAUAUGGACAAAUUAUCGUAUCUCGAUGUUGAAGACAAAUAUCUCGAUAUCGAUAUGAUAUAAGAUAUGACUAUGAUUUCCCACUUGUUUGAAAUUUAAAGUGUAGCAACAGUGAAAAUUAAGCAUUCUUAAACAAAACAGCAUAAUAAUACUAAAUGGACAUAGUGCAGUUACUCAAGAAAAAUUGUUUAUUAAUCACCACAGACCAAUAACUGUCUUAAGCUACAUUGAAAUAAAAACAAUUCUACAAACUCUAAUUUGUAACAAUGCUUUAACAAAUUUCAAAUGUAACAACAGUGAAAAUUAAGUCUUUGGCUGCAUUAAAAUAAAUACAUUUAAAAUAAUAAAAUAUAUUAGGGGGAACAUUUGACUGAAUUGAAUUAUAUCUACAUAUCGAUACGAUAAUGAUAUGUCUUUUAGCCCUAUUCUUGGAUAAAAUAACUUAGCAACAGAGCAGGGUUGUGAUCUACUAUACUGAUGUCAUUUCUUUGUUUAUUGUCAGUAUGUUCCCAAACUUGGGCUGUUGGGUUCUGUUAGUUUCUACAAAUGUUAAUGAUUGACCUGUUAAAUGUUUUUCACUACCUCAGUAAUGUGACAGAUGGUGAGCUUCUCUGAUGCCAAAAUGAGAAAAACGUCAAGUGCUGCUGGCUUAAUUAAGUUCAUACCGUCUGUUUUGUUCUGUUUUAAUCAUUUUUAUUUAUUUUUUAUGCCCCUAGUUUAACUUGGGUGAUGUACUGGUGUUGUCAACACAUUUUAUUAACAAUAAAAUAUUUUUUCACGACUCCCUUUCAGACUGA